Molecule: messenger RNA, 2433 nt
Organism: Habropoda laboriosa
Lineage: Eukaryota; Metazoa; Arthropoda; Insecta; Hymenoptera; Apidae
Gene: Ced-12
Product: engulfment and cell motility protein 1
Exons: 7
Coding region: 256-2433 (725 amino acids)
Biological process (GO): actin filament organization; cell motility
Cellular component (GO): plasma membrane
Source: RefSeq, a predicted model, not a curated record
GUUAUGUACGCAAGUGUAUCCGGACUUGCGCAUAAAUCUGACAUUGCAAAGUGCGUAUUUCUACCAAUCAGUCGUUGUGGGGCGAGGCUGUUAUUUAGAAGCUUUCUGAUUUAAUACAAAACUAACAAGAUGGCUGUCGCGUUGUUAUGACAAGAGAUACGUCAAAUUCAUAAUAUUUCGCAAAGUAUACUGGGCCGGCGUUUAUGGUAUCUCUCAAUUUCCUUGCAAUAAUUAAAAACUGUUCCUGACUCCUUGAUGUACACACAAACAAUAAAAAUGCCGGUCCAGAAGGAUUCAAAUAUUGUGAAAAUUGCUGUUCAAAUGACUGAACAAGUGGCACAACUUAUUGAAUUUAAUCAAAAACAUCCACUUACUGGAAUUAUUCAGGAACUGUGCAAUGGGUGGGGUCUUUCUGAUCCUGAAUCAUAUUCAUUACAAUUUUCUGAAAAUAAUCAAAAUUAUAUCACAGAAAAAAAUCGCAAUGAAGUAAAAAAUGGUAGUAUUUUAAGACUAGAGUUUUCUCCUUCUAAAACAGCAUGUGAUAUUUUAACAAAAUUGAACAAUGGGGCUAUGGAUGAAAAAGCUGCAGCUUUGCAAAAAUUAAGCACUCUUAGCACAGAUAUGACAUUUGCAUUGGAAUUUAUUAAUAAGCAAGGUUUAGCUUUAAUUAUAUCACAGGUUGAAGGUGGAAAGUAUAAAGGAAAUGCACUUGCAUAUUCACUUCAAUCAUUUGUGGAACUUAUGGAUCAUGGAAUUGUUUCAUGGGAUAUAUUAGAAACACCUUUUAUUAAUAAAGUAGCAAGCUAUGUAAACAAUCUGGCUACAAACCAAGAUACUAUUAUUGUUGAAGCCUCACUUAGCAUUCUUGAAAAUAUAGUAUUGAAUUCUUCAGGAAAAUAUGAACAAGUUGAAAAAGAAGUAACCUUUCCCAAUUUAGUGAUGCAUUUACAAAGUAUGCGUCCACAAAUGCAACAAAAUGCAAUAGCUCUAAUGAAUGCCUUAUUUCUAAAGGCUGAUUUGUCUAAACGUAGAGCUGUUGCUGCAACCCUCCAAUCUAAGCAAGUUAGACAUGUGUUUUUGACACAAAUUAUACAGUCUGUUGGUCCGGUUGGUGCAGAAAUGGCACACCAAUUGUAUGUUUUACAAACAUUAAUGUUAAGUUUGUUGGAGCAACGUAUGAUGACAAAAAUGGACCCACAAGACCAAGAUGCACAUGACAAAAUUAAAGAACUUAGAAAAAUUGCUUUUGAUACAGAAGGAGCUAUAAGUGGAGAUGUCACAGCUCGAAAACAAGGUCUUUUUGCUAAAGAUUAUAAAAAAUUGGGUUUUAAAUAUGACAUCAAUCCUGCUCUUGAUUUUACUGAAACUCCACCAGGCAUGCUUGCCCUUGAUUGCAUGGUUUAUUUUGCACGUAAUCAUACUGAAGGCUACACUAAAGUUGUUCUAGAAAAUUCUUGCAGAGCAGAUGAACAUGAAUGUCCUUUUGGUAGGACAAGUGUGGAACUUGUUAAAUUACUUUGUGAAGUAUUACAUAUUGGAGAAGCACCUAGUGAACAAGGACAAUUGUAUCACCCUAUGUUUUUUACACAUGAUCAUCCAUUUGAAGAAUUCUAUUGUGUAUGCAUAGUUCUUUUAAAUAAGACCUGGAAGGAGAUGAGAGCCACCACUGAAGAUUUUGUAAAAGUGUUUUCUGUUGUAAGAGAACAGAUCACUAGAGCACUUCAAUGUAAACCUACAGGGUUAGAUAAAUUUAAAAUUAAAUUACAACAAUUAACAUAUUCAACAAUUACUAACCUCUGGCAACAAGAAAGAACUACUAGAGAAGAAUGGGAAAGUCAUGCAAGACCAAUUGUUGAACUUAGAGAACAAAUUACACCUGAAAUUUUGGAACUUAUUCAACAACAACGUUUAGGCUUUUUAGUAGAAGGCACAAGAUUUAUGAAAUACAGUGCCAGGGGACAGAGAAUCAAGGAUAAAUUUUGGUAUGUUCGACUUUCGCCAAAUCACAAAGUAUUUCAUUAUGGUGACUGUGAUGACAAGUCGGUACCAACAAUUGACGAACUUCCUACAAAAUUAGCUGUUGUUGAAAUCCGGGGUUUAUUGACUGGUAGAGAAUGUCCGCAUAUGAAAGAUUUACAGAGACGAAAAAAUACACAUCAGUUAGUGUUCUCUUUAAUGUUAGAUUCUGUAGAAGUUUCAAGUUUAGAUUUUGUUGCUCCUGAAGAAAAAGUUUUUGAUUAUUGGACUGAUGGUAUUAACGCUUUACUUGGUAAUGAAAUGACUAGUAAGGAGGCGAAAGCCGAUUUGGAAACAUUAUUAUCUAUGGAUAUUAAAUUGAAACUUUUAGAUGCAGAAGGAAUCGAUAUUCCUCAAGAUCCGCCUGUUAUUCCUGACCCUCCACCAAAUUACGAUUUUUGCUACGAGUUAAAGUAA